Molecule: messenger RNA, 5533 nt
Organism: Clarias gariepinus (North African catfish)
Lineage: Eukaryota; Metazoa; Chordata; Actinopteri; Siluriformes; Clariidae
Gene: carmil3
Product: capping protein regulator and myosin 1 linker 3
Exons: 39
Coding region: 70-4158 (1362 amino acids)
Biological process (GO): cell migration; regulation of Arp2/3 complex-mediated actin nucleation
Cellular component (GO): lamellipodium; plasma membrane
Molecular function (GO): protein binding
Source: RefSeq, a predicted model, not a curated record
GUGAGUCGUGGGCAAUGCCUGUACCCUUCUUCGUCUGCGCAUCCGCUUCCUCUGCCUUUGAUAUGAUAUAUGAUCACAGGCAGCGGACGCUCUGACUCGCAGCUGUCGGUUCUCGCCGCACGUUCGCGCAAGGACGAGGAGACGCGCGCGGGACCUCCGGCGCAGCACGCGCGCAACAUGGCCGCGAAAGACGGCGCACCGGCGAGCUUCCUGAGCGUGAGCCGCGAGAUGACAGAAUGCAUCAAAAGAGUGAUUGACAAGCCGUCCGUCAAGUUCGCGCAAGCCGUCAAAGUGGAAGGCAAGAACGGGAAAUCAGAAGACAGGGUGCUGGUUCUGGCUACAUGGCGGCUUUACCUCAUGGCUCCAAAAUUACCAACCAAGGUGGAGCAAACGUUUAACUACCUGGAGAUCCGUGCGAUAAGCCCUCACACAGAGAACCAGGUCGUCAUAGAGACAGAGAAGUCCACCUACGUGAUCAGGCUACAGUCGGGCGACCACAUGGACCAGCUGCUCGGCCACAUCAACUUCACUCUCUCGCGCAUCUUCAACAAUUCCACCUGCGUUCCUUCUAUCUUUCAAGCAGAUGGUGAGGUUUCUGAUGGGGGGCACAAAUAUUCGCCAAGCUCUGAAACAUCAGUGGAGGCCCAGAGAGCGUGUGGAGGCUUUUCAGAAACCUACGCCUGCCUCUGUGACUACAACGGCAUCAGCUGCAAAGAGGAAGUGCAGUGGGAUGUGGACACUAUAUAUCACUCCCAGGACAAUAGAGAGUUUAAUCUGCUGGACUUCUCCCACCUAGAGAGCAGAGACCUUGCAGUCAUCGUGGCAUCUAUGGCGUACAAUACAUGGUUCACCAAGCUGUACUGCAAAGACAUGCGCUUAAGCUCGGAGGUAGUGGACCAGGUCCUUCACACCAUCAGUAAGUCCAGCAGUCUGGAAGAGCUCACUCUGGAGAACGCCGGCCUUAAAGCGGAUUUUCCUCAGAAAAUGGCCGUCGCUCUGUCGGAAAACCCGGCGUCUGUGCUCCACUCCAUCAACCUGUCCUACAACACGUUCGACAAUCAAGGAGUGUCAAUGCUCAUCCAGCAGGUGUGUCAGCUCAGCAAAGGCCUCCGUCUGCUCAACCUUUCCAAGACCUCGUUUUCCUCUAAAGGUGUGAGCUGUUUGUCUCAGGCUCUGUCUUCCAGUGAUGAUUACUCCAGCUCUCUUCUGCAUCUCGACCUGAGCAAGAACCCGGGAAUUCUUUCUGGCGAGGACGCUACGAAUCUGUACCUGUUCCUGGCUCAGCCCAACUGCCUGGUGCAUUUGGAUCUCUCCGGCACAGACUGCGCUGUGGAAUCACUGUUCGGGGCUUUACUGCGAGGCUGCUGCACCGAUCUCUCCUACCUGAACCUCUCAAAGAACUCCUUCUCUCAGAGGAAAGUCAAAGAAACGCUGCCCACCGUCCGUCAGUUCUUCUCCUCAGUCUUCAACCUCAGCCAUUUCAGCAUGGCCUCAGUGAAGAUGCCCCCAGAUGUGCUCAGGGCUCUCCUUUUGGGACUGUCCUCGAACCCGCACAUCGCUGACCUGCACCUGGACAUCAGUGGUUGUGAGCUCAGAUCAGCAGGAGCAGCAGUGAUGAAGGACUUAUUUCCCCAAGUCUCGUCUGUCAGUACCCUGGAUAUCUCAGACAAUGGCUUAGAUGCUGAUCUUUACUCGAUUAUCCCAGUCUUUUCUCGCCACCCCUCCCUCAAGCAUCUGCUACUGGGCAAGAAUUUCAAUGUCAAGGGCAGGUUGCUGGAUGAAAUCCUACAAAAACUAGUGCAGUUAGUGCAAGAAGAAGAGUGUGGUCUGCAUACUCUGUCCCUAGCGGACUCCAGACUGCGGUCCCGAGGAACAGUGCUAGUGAACGCACUUGGCAGCAACACAUGUCUCAGGAAAGUGGAUUUAAGUGGCAAUGGUCUGGAGGACACAGGGGCCAGGAUGCUGAGCAAAGCCCUGCAGAUCAACUCCUCUCUCAGGAGCGUGACAUGGGAUCGCAACAAUACCACAGCUGUCGGGUUUCAGGAUGUAGCACGCGCUAUGGAGCAUAAUUUCACUCUGCAGUGCAUGCCCCUACCACUGAGCGAUGUUACACAGGCGUAUCGCAGUUCCCCCGAGAAGACGGAACAGGCAAUGACAAAGAUCCAGCGGGCAUUGUUAAGAAACAACCAGACUCAGCGUUUCUCUCAGAAACAGGCUCUCCGGCUGCAUCAGGGUCUGGUGACUAGCACUGCGGAGCAGGUGAUGGACCGCUUGUCCGUGCGUGUCCAGCAGCAGGUAUGCGUAUUAAGAGCAGCAGGUGAGGGAGAGGACCUACAAGCUGCCAGACAAGUUCUGAAGGAGGCCAGGAGCUCUCGCGCUCUGUACCCUUCUCUGUGCGAGCUGGCUCACGUGCUCUCCGUAGACGGACCAGUUCGACAGAAAUUGGAGUCUCUGACUGGAGAACUGGCUAAAGCUGCUGACAAAGAGCUACAAGUGAUCGUGGACUCCAUGGUUUCUCUGUGUCGGGAAUUGUGUCCCCUGUCCUCGGCCGCAGCGGAGCACGGUUCUCCUCCCCUCUCUUCGAUCUCGGAGCGCGUGUCCAUCCCUCGCUCUGCAAUCCGCACUGCGCUGAUAGAGAGAGCAGCCCAGGACAUCAACCAAGCCCUGGAAGAAGUCAAGAUGUCUGUGAUUUCCUAUCUCACCAACUCCGUAGUGGACCAGAUCCUUCAAGAGCUCUAUGCCACUCACAAGACACUGCUUCAGCAAGUGGCUCGCGUGCGGCGACCGGACGACAGCGCCAUGUUCCGUCACACGCUGCGACUCGCUGACCCCAUCGACAUCCCCGAGGACGACUUCAGCAUCAGCAUAGAUACGAUCGCCAUAAAGAAGCGCAGCUCCAGGACACGACGCAUCCGGCCCGUCUCCACCAGGCUGAGUCAAGCCGAUGAACCCACCUUGUCCCCUUCACUCUCGGGACCUCGUUCGUCUGCUACGCUCUCUCGCAUGGCCUCCUGGGACAAUCUGUUCAGCUUGCCUACCCAAGGUGCACCUCUGCGCCACAUAACCCACAUCAGACCGCGCCCACCGAGGAGGCAUAGACCUGGACACACCCCUCCAGAUACGCACUCCACUGAGAACGGCGGCGUGACCCUGUUGGAUGAUGGACUCCCUGAUUUCUACACCAAGAGGGUCUUACCGGACAGUCAGGUGUCCUCUCACCACGCCCAGUCUCUGAGGGCGAAGAAGAGGCGCAACGUGCUGUCUAUCUUUACGGGAUUCAGGAAGAACCGUCUCUCCGCGUCCUAUCAAGAGGCCGAGCCUGCGGCCCAAGGGGAAGUCUGCGGGGAUGAAUGUCGCACCAACACUGGUAUAGAGAACCUGUACUCUGUGAUUCAGCGCCCUAAGGAUUACCGGAGGGCAAAGUCACAGAGAGAGGAAGUCAGUAGCAGCCCGGGAGAGGAAAAACCGCCACAGAUCUCAGGUCGAAUGUGUCACGGCAUACCCCUGCCGGGGAUGAGGGCGGUGAGCCCUUCUGUCCCACGAAGACAAUCAUCCGAAUACAGCGAAGUGUUCGUCUCUUCAAAUGUCCCCGCACUCACAAACCGAGACAAUAAAGAAGAGAACGCUCCUCAAGACGAGUCACGUGUCCCGGGUUCAAACUCAUCCUGGGCUCAACUGGACGAGGAAGCGACGGCGAAGUCGCAGCAGAGACCCGAGCCGCCUCCUCAGAGCAGCAAGCCGAAACUGGGGAACGUGAGACACCUGGAGGUUAACUCUGCAGAGGAUGGUGAAGAAGAAAGAAAUGCGGUCGACGAUAAAGGGGACUUUCAGACUGAGGAGACGCAAAAAGCAGAAGGACCAACUUCCCCUAUCUCGGAAAAGCUAGAUCAUUCGCCUGAGAGCUCUUCAGCUGAGACUCAAGCUCCGCGUCCCCUCGCCAAGCCGAGAAACCAACUGGUAGAUUUCCCCUUCAGUCAAGACUUAAAUACAUCUAUGGAAGAGGAGGAGAAGGAGGAGGAGGACAACCCCGGAGACGUAGAGAAGUCCUCAGACCCUAAACCGCCUAUGAAAAAGCCUCGAUUUCGCCCAAGAAUGAACAAAUCUUUUGAUUCCCCUGGUAAAGAUAAUCCAGAGCAAAGCGACAGCGACGCCUCGUGAUCGAAACACUUUUUUUUACAAAAGAUGGACGGGGGAUCAAGCAAGAGAGUGACGGGAUUGCAAGGGGUUAAAUAUCUUCCACCUGCUGGAUUGAUAUUGCAUUCCCAAGACUUCGUCAAUCACGUUUCUACACGCAUACACACACUCAAACACCUAUACACAGCUAUAUACUGUACACACCCUAAACACACACUGCUUGAUUGGUGUUUUUUAUAUUCUUAAAAAAAAUCUCUCCUUUGAUUUGUCUGAUUUGUUUCUUUCCUUUUCUUAUGUCUAUCCGUUCUCCAUCCUUCUUUUGGUCACUUUGGUUUUUCCACUCUUUGCCUUUCAUUAAGCAGUAUCGCUGUGCCUCUUUUAAAAGGUACCAUGAGCAAUAUUUCCCUCUUUGCACCUCAUAAGCUGUGCAUGGUGUUAUUAACUUGCCUGGCUUCUUGCUAUGACCUCAGAAUAUCAUCCCCCGUCCAGCGUCGCCCCAAUUUCUAUUCCGUGCCAGCUGGAAAAGCAAUCACACUGGUGGAGAAAAAAAAAAGGGUUUGAGUGGGGAAAAGGUUCCUUGGAAAAUAAUCAGCAGUGUUUUUUUUUUUUUGUUUUUUUUCGAUUCAUACUUGGCUUGGGGUGAUUUCACUUUCAUCGAUGUGGUGCAGACAUACAAAACUGAAAUGCAAUCAGUGUCCAAUCACAGCAUUUGAAAAAAAUAAAAAAAAACUCUUUAAUCAGUCUUGCUCCUGUAUACGCCCCGCUAAGAUAUGCUGCAAUUACUGGUUUUAAUAUUAACGCUGGAAAAAAAUGAUCAUGAGGCAAUAAAACAUAAUUAAAGGGCUGUGAUUGGACGAUGUUUGCUUUUCUGUGUGGCACAAUUGCAGCACGUGAUGUAAGUGAAAUGCAGAGCAGCAAAACAGCAAUAUUCUCAUUUUUUUAUAAUUUUUUUUUUUUAUCAAAGAUUAAGAUGUAACGCAGUGAAGGUUUUACUUUUCAGAGUGCCGUGUUGUCUUCAAGUGAUGUAAAAGAUGCAAUGCGGUUAAGGUUUCACUUUUCAGUGUCUCUGUCACAAUUUAUCAUUUUUUUAUGUGUGUGAUUACGUUUCAUAGAUCUCUAUAUUUUAUGUUUGUUAAACCCUACAGGAUGUCUCUGUAUAACAUCUCUAUCGCACUGAACAUUGAUUCGGAAAGCUUUUCAUGGCAUCUUUAGGCUUGCUGGUUUUUUUUUUUUUGUAUUGAAGCGGGAGAAAGAGAGAAUAUUAACGUCAUUGACAUGUAUUUUUUCUGCUGUUCCGUACAGAGCAGAAUUUUGCUGUAUUUAAAUAAGCUCUAUUUUUUACUGGUGUUGUGAAUGUGACAAAGUCAAUAAAAAGGAGAAUAUCAAUGCUUCUGAGAAA